AUGGGUGUUGGAAAACCCACGCCGACCAGCUCCAUAGAGCAGCAUGCAGAUAUGUUCAAGAUGUUCAGCAUAUCGACAGUGGCACUCAAUGAGAAUAAACGAUUGGUCGUGGAAGUGAUUGUAGGGGAGAUGGCCGACAUCAUGGAGCGCAUGCGCUACAAUUUGUUGGACGACCGGCUGUCGCCUCCUGCUGAUGGCGAAACUCUCGAUCCGACUACCUUUCCACGAACCUUCGACUAUAUGCAUAUGGGCAAUAUCCCUGACUACAUUGGUGGCAUUUUAACAACAUUUUUAGUUGGUCGGCCGCUUCUCAAGGAAGACAAGGUGUCUAGCCUGCGGUUUAACAAUCUCCUUAACCCACCAGAGUUUGGGAAUCACCAGACUUUCCAGUCCGAGUAUCUACUCAUGCACGACACGAAGCUCAUUUGCCAGCACUUUCUGCUCAGUAGAUGCCCAGGUAACGAUUCCAAUCGCAACUUGCCCCCAAUGCUUGUUGCCAUGGGAGAGUCCUUUUUAUUCGAGGAUUACAUGAUAUGGGAUAGUGUACCAAGAUCCACCUUGCCCUUCCAGCAACUCUUGCCUAAGUCCGGGCUUGAGAAAUGGAUAUACGCCCACUUGUUGAAGAUUUGCCUGCCGUAUCCGCGACCAAUGUUCAGUGGCGCGCCUGUGUACGCACCCCUCAACCUCUCAGCCCUCAUCCGUCUCAUCAGCGACAUGCUCGAGGUCGGAUAUCCGGCGCAUUGGCUACUCGGGAUCUUUUCUUCCACCUGUGCUGCGGUUAUUACUACGUCUGCCCGACCACCCACGCAACUUGUCACCAAGCCCGCUGACGUUGAGACAAACCAUCCAGCCAAAGCCAUCUCCAUACAACCUUGGGUUGGUUGCUGA
Molecule: messenger RNA, 888 nt
Organism: [Torrubiella] hemipterigena
Lineage: Eukaryota; Fungi; Ascomycota; Sordariomycetes; Hypocreales; Clavicipitaceae
Source: the annotation of a GenBank genome assembly